AUGGAAGCCCAGCAAAAGGUGCUUUCGCAAGACCUCGAGAAAGCGGAUCCAACGGUCUAUGAGAUCAUCCAGAAGGAGAAGAACAGACAAAAGCACUUUAUCAACCUCAUCCCCUCGGAGAACUUCACGUCGCAAGCUGUUCUCGAUGCUCUCGGCAGUGUUAUGCAAAACAAAUACUCGGAGGGAUAUCCAGGCGCGCGAUACUACGGUGGUAACGAGCACAUCGAUGAGGCGGAGCGGCUAUGCCAGUCAAGAGCGCUCAAGGCGUUCGGUCUGAGCCCGGAGGAAUGGGGGGUCAACGUACAACCACUCUCGGGGUCUCCAGCAAACCUCUACGCAUACUCGGCCAUCCUUAACACACACGAUCGCAUCCUCAGUCUCGAUCUUCCUCAUGGCGGCCACUUGUCCCACGGUUACCAAAUACCAGGAAAGAAGAUCUCGGCAGUCUCCAAGUAUUACGAGACUCUACCAUAUAGGCUGAACGAGAAGACCGGCAUUAUCGAUUAUGAUCGCAUGGAAGAAUUGGCAUACCUGUACCGACCCAAGGUCAUUGUUGCCGGUACAUCAGCAUACAGCCGAUUGAUCGACUAUGAGCGCUUCCGUAAGGUGGCAGACGGCGUAGGCGCAUAUCUCCUGUCUGAUAUGGCUCACAUCUCUGGUCUUGUUGCCGCGUCCGUCAUCCCGUCACCAUUCCCUCACUCCGACAUCGUCACAACCACAACCCAUAAGUCGUUGCGCGGCCCGCGAGGUGCCAUGAUUUUCUUCCGUAAGGGCACAAGGCGUGUGGAUAAGAAGGGCAAGGAGGAGAAGUACGAUCUUGAAGGCCCAAUCAACCAGUCUGUCUUCCCUGGCCACCAAGGAGGACCUCACAACCACACUAUCACAGCUCUGGCUGUCGCCUUACAACAAGCCCAAAGCAAGGAGUUCAAGGACUACCAGCAACAAGUACUUGAGAAUGCCAAGUCUCUUGCACAGCGUCUCGGUGAUACCAAAGAAAACGGCGGCCUGGGCUACAACGUCGUUAGCGGUGGAACUGACAACCACCUUGUCCUUAUUGACUUGAAGGACAAGGGCGUAGACGGAGCUCGAGUUGAGCGCAUCCUCGAGCUUGUCGGCGUGGCGUCCAAUAAGAACACCGUUCCUGGUGACAAGUCCGCCAUGAAGCCUGGCGGUCUGCGCAUGGGCACUCCCGCAAUGACGACCCGUGGCUUUGCACCUGGCGACUUCAAGCGUGUCGCCGAUGUUGUCCACCGCGCCGUCGGCAUCACUCAGAAGCUCGAUAAGGAGGCGAAGAAGAAGGCCGAGGAGACUGGUCGCAAGAACCCCGGCAGCGUCGCUGCCUUCAAGGAAUACGUAGGUGAAGGAGAGGACAUCACCGACGUUGUUCAGUUACGAAAGGAAGUCGAGGACUGGGUAGCUACUUUUGCUCUCCCAUGGGACAAGAGCGAAUAGGUACGAAUUUUCAUGAGGAUACAAUAGCAGGCGAGCAUUCAACAUGGCGAAUCAGGCGUUUUAGGUGGCGAGCAAACGGUAUUAAGUAUACCGCUGUCCCACAAAAUAGGAAUUGGCAUUCACCGA
Messenger RNA from Parastagonospora nodorum SN15, 1578 nucleotides. RefSeq lists its product as hypothetical. The coding region runs from base 1 to 1452 and encodes 483 amino acids. The transcript has 5 exons. Gene Ontology annotation, molecular function: glycine hydroxymethyltransferase activity; serine binding; pyridoxal phosphate binding. The record is from RefSeq and is a predicted model, not a curated record. Gene Ontology annotation, biological process: tetrahydrofolate interconversion; L-serine catabolic process; folic acid metabolic process. Gene Ontology annotation, cellular component: cytoplasm. NCBI's taxonomy places the organism in Eukaryota, Fungi, Ascomycota, Dothideomycetes, Pleosporales, Phaeosphaeriaceae.